Messenger RNA from Hippopotamus amphibius kiboko, 1389 nucleotides. RefSeq names its product nucleoporin 42 (gene NUP42). Gene Ontology annotation, molecular function: metal ion binding; nuclear export signal receptor activity. Gene Ontology annotation, cellular component: nuclear envelope. The coding region runs from base 79 to 1350 and encodes 423 amino acids. NCBI's taxonomy places the organism in Eukaryota, Metazoa, Chordata, Mammalia, Artiodactyla, Hippopotamidae. The transcript has 7 exons. The record is from RefSeq and is a predicted model, not a curated record.
GCCGCAACCUCCGGCGGCUUUGGGCUCUGCUAGCCGAGGGUGCCGAAUGAAGACCGCUCUGUGCGCGACACCGUCGCCAUGACCGUCUGUCAGUUCUUCCUUCAAGGCCGGUGCCGCUUCGGAGAUCGGUGCUGGAACGAACAUCCCGGCGCCGGGGGUGCGGGCGGCGGACGGCAGCAGCAGCAGCAGCAGCCCUCAGGUAGUAACAGACGAGGAUGGAAUACUACCAGCCAGAGAUAUUCCAGUGUCAUCCAGCCAUCCAGUUUCUCCAGAUCCACACCAUGGGGGGGCAGCAGAGAUCAAGAAAAGCCAUCUUUUGCUGCUUUUGAUGCUGGAGCGUCAGCUAGCAGUAACAGGGGGUUUGGAUCGUCCCAGAACCCAUUUGCUUCCCCUAGCUCUGAUGAGCAAAAAGAGGAAAAGAAACUCCUGGAAGGAAUUGUAAAAGACAUGGAGGUUUGGGAAUCAUCAGGGCAGUGGAAGUUUUCUGUUUACUCACCGGUGAAGAAGAAACCUAAUAUUUCAGGUUUUACAGACAUUUCACCAGAGGAGUUGAGACUUGAAUACCAUAACUUCUUAACCAGCAAUAACUUACAGAGUUAUCUAAAUUCCAUCCAACAGUUGAUAAAUCAGUGGAGGAACAGGGUAAAUGAACUGAAAAGUCUAAAUACAUCAACUACAAUCGCUUUGCUCUCCAAUAUAAUGGGUGGAGCAAAUCAAGCAGCGCCUGCAUUUGGAUUUGGCAAUAGGCAGGCAGUAACAUUUGGGUCACCAGGUUUUCCAGUGAAUAACAACAGCAGUAACAGUGCUCAGAAUUUUAGUUUUAAAACAAGCUCUGGAUUUGCUCCUGCCCCUUCUGGAAGCCCUUCUGUGUUUGGGAAUACGUCAGCAUUUGGAGCUGGACCCUCUGCCAGUUCUACCAUCACUGCUUCUACUCCAACUUUUGGACUCAGGAAACCCGAAAUCACAUCUGCUGCUUUGUUUUCAUUUAAAAGCCCUGCGGCUUCUGGUUUUGGAUCGUCCGGAUUUUCAGGAUUUCCAGCUUCUGUGGCAGCAGACCCUGUUGGAUCUCCAGUGGCCCCAGCCUUUGGAAGCUGCAAUUCUACGGCUGGUUUUGGUGGUCCAAGCUCACAGUCUCAUGCUGCUUUUUCGAAGUCAUCCAGUGACACCUUUGGAAACAGCAGCAUAUCCACCUCUUUCUCAUUCUCAGUUGGCAGCACCACAACAGAUAAUGUAUUAUUCACACCCAAGGAUCAACUAACAGCAGCAGAACUGGAGCAAUUUCAAUCCAAGAAAUUUACUCUGGGAAAAAUUCCAUUAAAGCCACCACCUGUGGAACUUCUAAAUAUUUAAAAGGGCAAUUUUAAAUACAGAAAAGAACAGCUUUUAAAA